Messenger RNA from Hirundo rustica (Barn swallow), 1540 nucleotides. Its product is annotated as zinc finger protein 239-like. The record is from RefSeq and is a predicted model, not a curated record. Bases 1 to 1161 code for a protein of 386 amino acids. The transcript has a single exon. NCBI's taxonomy places the organism in Eukaryota, Metazoa, Chordata, Aves, Passeriformes, Hirundinidae.
AUGGAGACCAGGGAGGACAAAUCCCCACGGCAGAUCCUCGUUGAAGAAGCCAUUUUGAGCGGCUCCACGGGGCAGGAAUCCAACGGGGAGGAAAAGUCCUGGCGAUCCCUGGUGAGAAGAGACUGCAAAAGCAGAUCACGAGGAUCUGAGGAGGAAAGAGCCACCCUGUGCCAGGAAGGCGACCAGAGAUGGAGCCAGAGCUCAGACCUGGUGGUCCAUGAGCAGCUUCCUGAUGGGGAGAAGCCCCACAAGUGCUUUGGGUGUGCGAAGAGCUUCAGCUGGCGGUGCGACCUGCUUCACCACCAGAGGAUUCACACAGACGAACGGCCCCACGAGUGUGGGGAAUGUGGGAAGAGCUUCAGGAAGAGCUCCAGGCUCAUAGAACACCAGAGGAUCCACACUGGGGAGAGGCCUUACGAGUGUGGGGAAUGUGGGAAGAGGUUCAGCCACAGCUCCAACCUGAUAAAACACCAGAGGAUCCACACUGGGCAGAGGCCCUACGAGUGUGUAGAAUGCGGAAAGAGGUUCAGACACAGCUCCAACCUAACCCAGCACCAGAAGAUCCACACUGGGGAACGGCCAUACAAGUGUGGGGAAUGUGGGAAGUGCUUCCUGUACCGUAGUUACCUGACCAUACACCAAAGGAUCCACACUGGGGAGAGGCCCUACAAGUGUUCCGAGUGUGGGAUGGGGUUUCUGACCAGCUCCCAGCUCCUUGAACAUCAGCAGACACACAUAGAGGAGAGGCCCUUCCGCUGCCCCGACUGCGGGAAGGGCUUCACGCGGAACUCCAACCUCACCCGCCACAGGCGCAUCCACACCGGGGAGAGGCCCCAUGAGUGUGAUGUAUGUGGGAAGAGCUUCAUACAGAGGUGGGACCUGAUCUGCCACCAGAGGACCCACACUGGGGAGAGGCCUUAUGAGUGUGAUAAAUGCAGCAAGAGGUUUCCCACCAGCUCCAAUCUCCUCGUACACCAGCGGAUUCACACAGAGGAGAGGCCCUUCCGCUGUCCCGACUGCAGGAAGGGCUUCAAGCAGAAAUCCGCCCUCACCACCCACCUGCGCAUCCACACCGGGGAGAGACCCCACGAGUGUCCCCAGUGUGGGAAGAGCUUUUCACAGAGGUCUCACAUGACCCAACACCAACUGAGGCACUGCUAAGAGAAGCCCUGUGAGUGCCCUGAGUGCAGGAAGAGCUUUGUGCACUGCUCCAGCUGCGUCCCCCACUGGAGGACACACGUUGGGCAGAGCCCUGGUGACCCACAUUCCCUGUGAUCCAUGUCGGGAUCUGGUUCCAUGUCCUGGCUGGUUAUCCUUUUUUUUUAGCCCUAAUAUUUUUCUCCUCUCUCUUACUUUGCAUUCCAGAAGCCAAGAGAGAUCCAUCUGUCACCUCAAAACCAAUGAAAUCCCACUGAGAAUAACUCAACCUUACCCCAAAAGGGCUCAAUCCCACCCCAGAAUGGCUUGUUCCCACCUCAGAAAAACUCAAUCCCACACCAAACUUAUUCAAUUCCACAGCUGCCAGGCUGAGAUGGGGCUG